Sclerotinia trifoliorum is the source of this 1216-nucleotide messenger RNA. The record is from the annotation of a GenBank genome assembly. Lineage: Eukaryota; Fungi; Ascomycota; Leotiomycetes; Helotiales; Sclerotiniaceae.
AUGCUUUACCUAAUUGGCCUUGGUCUCUCUGACGAGACGGAUAUUACUGUUAAAGGGCUUGAAGCUGUUAAAAAAUGCGCUCGAGUAUAUCUCGAAGCCUACACCAGUAUCUUGUUGGUGGACAAAUCAGUUCUUGUAAGUCUUUCCCCAUGUCCGGGGAAGUAAGGCGCUGACUGAUGUAGACAUAGGAAAGUUACUAUGGACGUGAAGUAAUUAUUGCAGACAGGGAUAUGGUUGAGAGUGCCAGUGAUGAUAUUCUAGAAAAUGCGCAGAAUGUGGAUGUUGCAUUUUUAGUAGUGGGAGAUCCAUUUGGGUUCGUCCCCUUCCCAUGACUGUAUAACUCUCAUGUUCCAAACAUAUAUGUUGACAUGAAGCUUUAGGGCUACAACUCACACCGAUCUCGUUCUUCGCGCCCGUUCCCUAAACAUCCCUAUCUCCACCAUCCCUAAUGCCUCCAUUAUGUCCGCCAUUGGUGCUACCGGUCUCCAACUUUACAAUUUUGGCCAAACUGUCUCUAUGGUAUUUUUCACUGAGAAUUGGAAGCCUGCGUCAUUCUACGACCGCAUUCGGGAGAACAGAAAUAUUGGGCUGCACACACUAGUAUUAUUGGAUAUUAAGGUUAAAGAACAAAGCAUGGAAAAUAUGGCGAGAGGAAGAAAAAUAUAUGAACCACCGAGAUAUAUGACGGUUGGUCAAUGCGCGUCGCAAAUGUUGGAGAUUGAGGAGAUCAAAACUGAGAAUGGAGAGGGUGGGGGUUAUAAUGAGGAGAGUCUUUGCAUAGGUGCUGCUCGAGUAGGCUGUAAAGAUGAGAAGUUUGUAAGUGGGACAUUGAAACAAUUGUGUGAUGCGGAUGAGCAAUUGGGAGGUCCCUUGCAUAGUUUGGUGUUGCUCGGAAGGAGGACACAUGAGUUGGAGCAUGAUUAUGUGAGGGAGUUCGCCGUGGACAAGGAAAUCUGGGAUACCAUUUGGAAGAGAGAUUAUGAAGGAAGGGUAUAGACGUAUGUAGCAAACAUACCUCAACAACAGAGACAUGCUAUAAUGUUACGGAUGGCAGUUUGCCCAGGUGGAGCACACCUUUAGCCAACACACUUUCACCCGAAAAAUUUUCCAGAUACCCACUACCAAGCACCUCCGAAGCUAGUCGGAGUAAGCUCAUCGCUUUUGAUUCUAUUUCUCACUUAUUUCUAGCUCCACAAUCUAAGUGAAGAGGUCAUAA